AUGUCUGGUCUCAAGGUCGGCGAGCAGUUCCCCGAGGGCGUUGCCUUCCAGUACAUCCCCCACCAGGAGGAGACUGCCGACUUCAAGGUCUGCGGUAUCCCCAUCAAGUACGACACCGCCAAGGAGUUCAAGGACAAGAAGGUCGUCAUCGUCUCUAUCCCCGGUGCCUUCACUCCCACCUGCUCCGCCUCCCACCUGCCCGGCUACAUUGAGCACAAGGAUGAGCUCAAGGCCAAGGGCGUCGACCAGGUCAUCUUCCUCGCCUACAACGACCCCUUUGUCAUGUCCGGCUGGGGUAAGGCCAACAACAUCAAGGACGACUUCAUUGUCUUCGCCUCCGACGCCAACGCUGCCUUCUCCACCUCCAUCGGCUGGAACCACGGCGAGCGCACUGCCCGCUACGCCAUCGUCAUUGACCACGGCAAGGUCGUCUACGCCGAGAAGGAGACUGAGCUCCAGGGCCUCGAGGUCUCUGGCGCUGAGCCCGUUCUCAAGGCUCUGUAA
This is a messenger RNA of Colletotrichum godetiae, 504 nucleotides long. RefSeq names its product redoxin. Bases 1 to 504 code for a protein of 167 amino acids. The transcript has 3 exons. The record is from RefSeq and is a predicted model, not a curated record. Gene Ontology annotation, molecular function: thioredoxin peroxidase activity. Gene Ontology annotation, cellular component: mitochondrion; cytoplasm; peroxisome. NCBI's taxonomy places the organism in Eukaryota, Fungi, Ascomycota, Sordariomycetes, Glomerellales, Glomerellaceae. Gene Ontology annotation, biological process: cellular response to oxidative stress; hydrogen peroxide catabolic process; cell redox homeostasis.